This is a messenger RNA of Lichtheimia ornata, 2238 nucleotides long. RefSeq lists its product as uncharacterized. Gene Ontology annotation, molecular function: DNA-binding transcription factor activity, RNA polymerase II-specific; zinc ion binding. Gene Ontology annotation, cellular component: nucleus. Bases 1 to 2238 code for a protein of 745 amino acids. The transcript is spliced from 2 exons. Lineage: Eukaryota; Fungi; Mucoromycota; Mucoromycetes; Mucorales; Lichtheimiaceae. Gene Ontology annotation, biological process: regulation of DNA-templated transcription. The record is from RefSeq and is a predicted model, not a curated record.
AUGGCUUCUCAUGGUAUAGCCAAGCAGAAGCGAAAUAAACCUUGUGAAAACUGUCGUGCUCAUCGACGCAAAUGCUUUGUGGCACAAGGCAUGCAAUGUGAACGAUGCUAUCGCAUGGAGUUGCCGUGUGUAUUCAAGUUUACAAUCAAACCGGACAUUAGCAGGAAGACGGUGCCAGUAUCGAAGCGCAACCGAAUGCUUGAUCAAGUUCAUCUUUUGGAGGACGACGUGGCUGCUAUGGAGGAACAGUUACGAGCAUUGAAUGUGGCACUACAAUUACAGCAUGACAACAACCAUAAUGACAAUAAUGAUGAUGAUGACAACAUUAGUAUAUUACGGCAUACGAAACGGCAACGACGGGAUGAUGAUGAUGAUGGAUGGCAGCUGACAUUAAGUCGCAGUGCAGAUGGCCUCCAAUUUCAGACCAACAUUAAAUCAGUAGCCGACAUUGCCAUGUUUUUACAACGAUCAAUGCCUUAUUUUUCAUUAUCAACACCAGCACGGCAACCUACGUAUUAUGUCGAUAAACGAUUGCAGCGAUUGACAGUGACCAAUAAGAUGCUCUUCAUCGAACAAUUAUUACGUUCCCUUUUUGGAAGCAAAGUCGAAGAAGACAAUGAUACAACAUCGAUAACAACAAUGAUCCAACAACAGCCAUCGCCCUCCUCAUCAUUCAAAUCGUGUUGUUCACCAGUGAUUCCAACUUGGUCCCGCACUUUUAUCAAGUUGCACUUUUAUGAUUCAUUCUUUCAUUGUUUCGGCCUCAUUCAUCCCGUGCUUGUACGACCCUAUUACCAACACAUCUUACGCAAUCAACCUGACAGCAUGUUAACAACAGCUAUUGCAGCAUUUAUCGGCUAUUCACAAUGUCAACAUGUUCAUGUGGAUGGCAUGACAUUAAUGUAUCGACGCGCUAUGGCUGAAUCCUUUCGACAAGAAGCACGGCAAUUAUUGGAAGAUAGCAUGUUUGAAAAAGAGCCGGAUAUUGAAAUGAUGGGUACCUUGGUACUCUUAGGUCAAUGUUCUUUGAUCUUGUUACGCAACAGCGAGGCACGCAUCACGAUCAGCAUGGCUUGGCGUAUGGCAUUGGAAUUGAGGCACAAGUAUAUGGAGAUCUUGGAUGCUGAUCCAAAUACGGUCGAUUGGGUUGUCUUGGCAGAAGCGGAGUCUUGGAGACGUAUGUUUUAUAUGAUUCGUUACCUGGAGAUCAGCCUACACAUUAUCCAUGAUGGACGUGCCAAUAUCUCGGAUGAUUUGUUGCAUGACAAUGUCGGCUACCCUGUACUUUUACCCUGUGAACAACAAGAUCCUGUUAUUCGUGAUUCAAUAUUAUUGUAUCAGCAAGUUGUACGCAUGAAUGAGUGCCACAUCUUUACAAAGGUGGAUGAAACCGGUUACAGACUCAUGGCAGGCACGGUGCAAUCAGUGCGUUGUACCGAUAUUGAGCACUUGGAGAAUCAAAUGUUUGCUUUUUGGCGAUCGAUGCCUUCAGAAUUCAAGUUAUCGGAUGGGCCUAUGGAAUACCUGGAUCAACGUCGUGUUCAGCAAUGCCGUGAUUAUCACGUUUUAUACCUCAACAAGCUAUAUUAUUCCACUUGGUUAUCACUGGAAGCGCGAGUGAUGCAUGCUCCUGAAGAAACCAAUCUUAUGGGUGCAUCAUUGAAUCGAAUUGACGGGGAACGAGCACUUUUGAUUGUAUCGAUUUGCACGGAUGCUCUUGCAAGGAUAUUCCAAGAACUGCACGACACGUUGCCAUGUAUAGUAGAGUUGCAUUUGGUGCUGGUAGCAAGUGACGCCAUGAAGAUGUUACGUAAUUCUCCCAAUGCAGCCAUCCGUGCACGAGCCACUGACAAUUUAUAUGCAACAUUACGUGUCCUCAAGCACUACAUGGAUCUCAUGAGCCCCUCGGAUGGAUACAACAAUACCAUUCUCACAUCAGCAUUUUCAGAUCCCGCCAUUGACCACAAUCAAGGCAUGUUGACUCCCUAUUCCGAAUCAAGUCAAAGCACGCUACAAACAACUUCGGACGAUGAUGAUGAUGAUGAAUCACUUUCUGAAUACCAACAUCGCCAUCACCACAACCACAACCACCAUCGUCAUCAUUCCCCAUGUACCACUUCCUCAUCCGCUACUACCACUACCACCAACAACAACAGCACCAAUUCAGCUGUUUAUUUUACCGAAUUGAAACGUGCAUUGGAAGUUUAUUUCUCAGGGCAUGGCUAUUCAUCCAUUUAA